Aspergillus thermomutatus is the source of this 369-nucleotide messenger RNA. RefSeq lists its product as uncharacterized. Bases 1 to 369 code for a protein of 122 amino acids. NCBI's taxonomy places the organism in Eukaryota, Fungi, Ascomycota, Eurotiomycetes, Eurotiales, Aspergillaceae. The transcript has a single exon. The record is from RefSeq and is a predicted model, not a curated record.
AUGGUAGUGACUCCUAAGUUAGGAUCUCCAAUCGAAUUGCCAGUUCGAGGAGUCCCGCGGCAUAUGACACUACCCCAAACUCUAGACAUUCAGUCAGAUUUCGUGAAGUCUGGGUCCCCUUACGACCAGCUAAACCGCUUCUUCGUCGGCCUGUCACCGACUUGGGGACCUGUCAGUGCUAUUAAGUUUUCUGAAGGCUCCAACUUGGCCUACGUGUACCAAGAACGGAUCGAAGAAAGGGACCUACAGGCUGGAGACUUCAAAGAAACAUCUCAUCUGAAUCUGGUCAACUUGAAAGAGGUAUUCAUUGCGAAACAGAACGUCUUUUUCCUUUAUGAUACCUGGGGUAUCUCGCUAGAGGAGAUUUAA